CUGAGUUCAGUCGGUCGAAGGAGGACGCCCUGGGCAGUCGCUAAUUUAAUUUGGAAGAAAAUAUUUAGAAAACCAUUAAAAAGCUUAUAAUAUUCCCCAAAUAUCUGCGGCAUGUUCAAAGUGUCACAGGAGAUGCGUCUAAAUACCCAAAGCGCUUCGUCCACCUCCACCUCUAAUUCGAGUGGGAGUGGCCUGGAGGGCAAUAGUCCGGAGGAAGGCGGUAUUUUUGGACGCUACCAGCGGACGCCUGAUGCGGAUGCCUAUCCCUCAGAACCGCCGCGGGUUUAUGUGGCGCCCGAGCUGACCGAUGCCCGCAAGGUGCAGCUGCUUCAUUUUCCCAGCGGAGCGGUAAGGGUCAAUAGUUCAAUGGGCUUCAUCAUCAAGCGGAACGGAGUAAAGGGAAAUUUCGAGGUGCGCGUAGAAGGUCCUAGUGGUCAACCCAUCCAACCUGUCCAGCAGCAGCAGUUGGACCCGGAGCGUUUUCAGAUAGAUUGCCGAUUGGAUGCCGGAGCGGGACUUUACAAGGUACACAUCAAGUGCAAUUCCGUAACCUUGCCCCGGUCACCAUUUAUUAUCGUGGCCAUAGCAGGUGCUCCAGAAUCCAUUGAUGGGAGACCAGCAAAUACAUCGGUGUCAAUCCUGGACUCCGAUGCUAGUAAAGUUCACAGUCGAGGCUUGGGUCUAACCCAUGUCAGUUUGGUGGAGCGCAACGAGUUCACAGUGGACUGCAGCCAAGCGGGGAGCAAUAUGCUCUUGGUGGGCGUCCUGGGACAACGAGGUCCCUGCGAAGAGGUGGUUGUCAAGCACUUGGGCCGGAGCAUUCACAGGGUUUCUUACAAGGUUUGCGAUCCCGGUGAUUAUAUGCUUGUAGUCAAAUGGGGGGAGCAACACAUACCGGGAUCCCCGUUUAAUCUAAGUGCCGAAUAGGAUAGGAAAUAAAUGUGUCUGUAAAAAUAAGCUGACCUUGAUUGGAAGCUACUUUCACCCGCCUCCUCGGUGUCCUAUGUCGCACCUUGGAGCGAUGUGCACUUUAAUGAUGAUUACCAAAACAUUAUGGCUACUACAACCAGCGCCUUUGUUGCUUGCCCCGCCACUAAUGACGUUCGCAUUUGAGAGUUGAUGCUGUCUUCGCCUCACAACCUAAUGAUGAUGACCGGCAAAUACGCUUACAUACAUACAUAUAUAGGUAAAAGUGUAUGUUAGAACGAACAAUAAUGCUUACAGUUGCGGUACUCUGAAUAGUAGUGAAGGUACCCAAAAUUCAUACCAAAAUAUCUACAUACAUCCAUGCAUUUAACUUACAUAUUUUAAAUAACCAUCGUGUAACAUAUUUUAGUUAAAUAAUAAUUAUUAUAAUAAUAAUAAUAAUAAUUCGUAUUAGAAUCAUUUCAACAGAUUUAGUAUUUUGUAUAAAAGAGAAAUAUGAUAAAGAUAAUUUUUAAAAUAAUAAAGAUGAUUUCGGAGCCAUAAAUAUGUCAAGUUAUUGAUGAUGAUGAUGACAAAUUUGUUUUCUAAUCCUAAGCGAACCAUGUCGACUAAUAACAUUGCAACAAUACAUUAAACAACAACGGUUUUUACUGUCGAAUACAAAAAAAAAAAAUUAAAUUAAAAAAAAUACUAUGCAAAAGUACUACAGCUAAAGUAAUAACAAAAUAUAAAAUUCCGAUCGCCUCAUCAAAACAAUCUAUAUUCAAAGAAAUUAUGUUAUAAAUAUUUUA
Messenger RNA from Drosophila eugracilis, 1718 nucleotides. RefSeq names its product filamin-A. NCBI's taxonomy places the organism in Eukaryota, Metazoa, Arthropoda, Insecta, Diptera, Drosophilidae. The record is from RefSeq and is a predicted model, not a curated record. Gene Ontology annotation, biological process: actin cytoskeleton organization. The transcript is spliced from 3 exons. Gene Ontology annotation, molecular function: actin filament binding. Bases 112 to 927 code for a protein of 271 amino acids.